AGUAGCAGAGAUAGUUGUAGCAGUAGCAGUAGUUGUAGCAGUAGUUGUAGCAGCAGCAGUAGUAGCAGCGACACCACCAAAGUAGGGAGGGGUGCAGCAUUCGCGAGACAACAGCACGACGAAAAAAAGACUGAUAGAAAUCAUCCUCUAGAAAGCAGCAGUAGUAGUAGUAACACCACCACCACCACCAGCAGCAGUAGUAGUAGCAGUUGUAGUAUCAGCAGCAGUGGUCGUGGCGCUACUAUACAGAGUG
This is a messenger RNA of Priapulus caudatus, 253 nucleotides long. RefSeq lists its product as uncharacterized. The transcript is spliced from 3 exons. The record is from RefSeq and is a predicted model, not a curated record. The annotation marks the transcript as partial. NCBI's taxonomy places the organism in Eukaryota, Metazoa, Priapulida, Priapulimorpha, Priapulimorphida, Priapulidae.